Messenger RNA from Fundulus heteroclitus (mummichog), 2286 nucleotides. It is a transcript of the gene pdp2, whose product is annotated as putative pyruvate dehydrogenase phosphatase isoenzyme 2. The record is from RefSeq and is a predicted model, not a curated record. Gene Ontology annotation, molecular function: cation binding; protein serine/threonine phosphatase activity. The coding region runs from base 271 to 1854 and encodes 527 amino acids. The transcript has 9 exons. Gene Ontology annotation, biological process: protein dephosphorylation. NCBI's taxonomy places the organism in Eukaryota, Metazoa, Chordata, Actinopteri, Cyprinodontiformes, Fundulidae.
GUGCUGCUAAAAGUGGAUUUUCCUCCAACAAUCUAGCUAGGUGACCGUCAGAGCAUUACGUCACACGUUGGACGUCCCCCUUGUCACAUUUGUUGUUCUGCUGUAUGUUGACCGACUUCGCUUCAUUUUUUGCAAACUUUGUGCGCGUCCAUGUAAGUUCAGCAUAAACGGGAUUCGAUAUAGUUCCUACAAAUGCGCGCGCUUGCAGCCUCUUAAGAAUCUCCUUCUUUUUUUGGCUCAAGACAGGAAGGGGAAUAAGCUGCAGCAGCGAUGUAUGGACGUGUGUGCUCCAGGAUUCUUCAGAGAGCUUCUAGCUACAGGCUGACAGUUCAUCCCACAGUCCCUGUUCAGGCAGCCCACAAUUGUCCCUUUUCAUCCUGGAGGCCGUCUGGAUUAGACCAAAGGUUCCACGCUGGUGAGGAAUCUGGAAUCUGGACUCGAAGUUGCUGUCGUUUCUCAACACACCAGGAUUUAGACUUCCAGCAGAGCCAAGUGCAGAUCAAUAGCCUUCUGAGAACCAACGAACAGACUGUGAAUGUGCCAGAGUUUGAUGGGAGGGCACUCAGCGCUGUGAGAAAGUUUGACAGCAACCAGUUACCUGCAAACACUCCUAAUGAGGACCGUCGCAGCGCAGCGACCUGCUUACAGUCGAAGGGCAUGCUGUUCGGAGUGUUUGAUGGCCACGGGGGCUGGGCAUGUGCCCAGGCUGUCAGCGAGCGGCUGCUGUACUAUGUGGCAGUGGCAAUGAUGCCAAAGCAAACCCUGGAAGAGCUUGAGAAGUGCAUGGAGCAUGGCAGACCUGUUCCACCCAUCUUACAGUGGUAUAAGCACCAUGCGGAUUUUAACUAUCGCGAAUCCGCCUCCCUGUAUAUAAACCACCUUAGGGUCUUCUGGCAGGAGUUACUGGACAACGAGGACCACGAUGAAGGCAUGAGUCCUCAGGACGCUCUGGAUUGCGCUUUCAGACGUCUUGAUGCUGACAUCUCUCUGGAGGCUCAAGUCCCACUUUCCAGUGACCUGAUGAAAAGUACGGCUAUCCAGGUGGCGUUUGCUGGGUGCACCGCCUGUGUGGCUCACAUCGGCACGGACGGGAUCCACGUGGCAAACGCAGGAGACUGCCGCGCAGUCUUAGGGGUGCAAAACGAUGACGGCUCAUGGAGCGCUGUGCCUCUUUCCAAAGACCACAAUUCACAGAACCACGCCGAGCUGGAACGGAUCAGAGCUCAGCACCCACCUUCGGAGAGAGAUACGGUGGUCGCAGAUGACAGACUGCUGGGGGUUCUCAUGCCCCUGCGUGCCUUCGGUGAUGUGAGAUUCAAGUGGAGCCUUGAGCUGCAGCAGAGCAUUUUAGCCGGCCUUGAAUCUGGCGUGGACCUCGACUCUCUGAACUUGUAUCAGUACACUCCGCCGAACUAUUUAACACCGCCGUACCUGGAAGUGACGCCCGAGAUAACCUACCACAAGCUGAGACCUCAGGACCGCUUCCUGAUCCUCGGCACCGACGGGCUGUGGGACGAAUUCGCAAGUGAGGAGGCAGUGCGACUGGUUGGAGAGCACCUGAGCGGGAUUCACCUACAGGCUCCAGUCUCUCCGUUGGAGCGGAAGCUGAAGCUGGGUCAGAUGCAUGAACUCCUGCUGAAGCGGCGAGCUCGUGCCUCUCCAGCGCUGGACACCAACGCCGCCACUCAUCUCAUCAGACACGCUCUGGGAACCGGGGAGUAUGGGGAGCUGUCCCAAGAGAGGCUGGCCUCAAUGCUCGCCUUGCCAGAGGACCUGGCCAGAAUGUACAGGGACGAUAUCACGGCAACUGUGGUGUAUUUGAACUACGACCUGGCUAAGCUCCCCCACAGUUAGCCGACGGAGAGAAACCGCCACCGAGCUGCCCUCGGUUACGUUCAGUUAGUAUUUCGUCACGGCCGGUGUCCUGGCCAAAAAGGUACCUGUUACGUUAACGGUUUUAUAGACGGAGCAAAGUGAAAAGAUAAUUUUCAUUGUUAUAUUAUGAACAUGUAACGUUUUACAUGAAUCAUUGUUAAUUACCCGUAAUCCAGACUGAUGAAUGGUUAAUUUUUCAGACAUAAAAUCCCAGUGAUGUUGGAGAAGAAAGGUUUCAUCAUGUCGGAAACGGAGCGCAGCGGUACAGAAUGAUGCACUUUUACCUUUGUCAGUAUUCCUGUCUGUCUUGCACAGACAAUCCUUUGCCUUUUUUUUCCCUGUUCACUUUAUAUUUAUGUCAGCUAAGCUGUUUACCUUAAAAUUUCUAUACAGAUUAUCCUGUUGAUUGAA